AGACUCUCACUCUGCUCUGUUCCUGGAACACUUUUAUUCAUCAUCCAGCUGGUUGUUUGGUUGUUGUUCUUCCUCCUGAAGCUGCUGGUUGUGUGAGGAUCAGCUGGUCACAUCCCAUCUGGACGAGGGAACGUGGAAGGAAACAUGUCAGUGAACCUGAGUAAGAACGGCGCCGCUCUCAUGGCCGCGUACAAAGAAGUGGUGGACGGCAAGUCGGACACAAACUGGGCUCUGUUCACUUAUGAAGGGAACAGUAACGACAUCCGUCUGGUGGAGACCGGAGACGGAGGACUGGAGGAGAUGGUGGAGGAGCUGAACAGUGGGAAGGUGAUGUACGCCUUCUGUCGAGUCCAGGACCCAAACUCAGGUCUGCCCAAAUACGUCCUUAUCAACUGGACAGGUGAAGGUGUGAAAGACUCUCGGAAAGGAAUGUGUGCGAACCAUGUGAGCUCCAUCGGCAACUUCUUACAGGGUGCCCACGUGACGAUAAAUGCCAGGGAUGACGAGGACGUGGAGCCGGACACCAUCUUGGCCAAAGUGGCCAAAGCGUCCGGAGUGAACUUCAACUUCCACAAACAGACGGAAUACAGAGACGCACCCAGAGGCCCAGUGGGCUCCGUGUAUUUGAAGGUCAACGCCGUGGAGGAGAUUCAACGAACCAAGAAGGACGACUUCUGGGGCCAAACGCAGAGGGACGAAGAAGUUCGUCGGCGGGAGGAGACGGGACGGGCGGAGCAGGAGAGACUGAGGUCGGAGAGCGAGAGGAGGGAGAUGGAGGAGAGACAGACGAGGGAGAGGGAGAGGAAGGAGAAGGAGAGAGCUCAGAGGAUGCAAGAGGACAAGAUUUAUCAGAGGCAGAGAGAAGAAGAAGAAGAGGAACGAGAGAGAGAGCAACAGCGACUGAACCAGCAGGAAACACCACAGAAGAAGAAGAGCGGGAUCAACUCUGCUGCGUCUGUGCAGAAAGCUCACGAAGCCAAGUCCCUGAUUUCUCAGCGGUCGUUUAAUCCCAGAGACGUGUUCAAGCAGAGGGAGCAGAGCUUCGAGGUCCACGACCGACCGUCUCCCGCCGCCGCUCGACCCGGGAAGCUGCAGAGUCCGUUUCUCUCUCAGAAAUCCUUUGAGAGAGAAACUGCGAGGCAGCCUCAGUAUCCGACUCCUCCAGCGGUGGUCCGGGCCUCGUCCGUGACGCCUCCGUCUCCCGUCAGGCCCGACUCACCGCCGGCGGCAGCCUUCACCUACGUCCCACAUGAGACACCUGAGACCACAAGCUCCCCUGUUCAUCCUGCAGACGGGGAGGAGGAGUGGUCCGACGAGUUCGACGACGACGCAGACGAACCGACUCCAGAACCUGCAGAAGAACCUGCAGCUCCAGAGGAGAAUCUGUACGAAGCAGCAGGAAGUCAAGCCUCACCGGAAGAGGACCUGUACGAAAACGUGGAGCGGCACUACGACACGGUUGAAGAACAAAACGGAGAGAACGUCUGCGCCAAAGCUGUGUACGACUACCAGGCUGCGGACAACACUGAGAUCACCUUUGACCCCGAAGACAUCAUCACGGGGAUCGAGAUGCUGGACGAGGGUUGGUGGAGAGGUUACGGACCCGACGGACACUACGGGAUGUUUCCCGCCAACUAUGUGGAGCUGCUCUAGCUCCUCCCCCCUCUGCUCUAGCCCCUCCCCCUCCCCCCUCCUCACUUCCUGGUUCUGGUAAAAACUCUUUUCAAUAAAAAACAGACGUUCAGGAACAGGACGAAGAAAAAAUGUCUGUGUGUAAGUUUCACAUUGUUUAACAUCAGUGGAUGAACAGAAAAUAAUUUUACUGUAAAAAAAAAAAAUCACAAUAAACAUUGUCACUGUUAGAAGUC
This is a messenger RNA of Scophthalmus maximus (turbot), 1868 nucleotides long. Its product is annotated as drebrin-like protein B. The transcript has 15 exons. Lineage: Eukaryota; Metazoa; Chordata; Actinopteri; Pleuronectiformes; Scophthalmidae. Gene Ontology annotation, cellular component: cortical actin cytoskeleton; actin filament; dendrite. Gene Ontology annotation, molecular function: actin filament binding. The record is from RefSeq and is a predicted model, not a curated record. Gene Ontology annotation, biological process: positive regulation of dendritic spine morphogenesis; postsynaptic actin cytoskeleton organization; positive regulation of axon extension. The coding region runs from base 145 to 1653 and encodes 502 amino acids.